Messenger RNA from Microplitis demolitor, 806 nucleotides. RefSeq names its product osiris 11-like protein-1. Lineage: Eukaryota; Metazoa; Arthropoda; Insecta; Hymenoptera; Braconidae. The record is from RefSeq and is a predicted model, not a curated record. The transcript has 3 exons. Bases 161 to 787 code for a protein of 208 amino acids.
UGGGUACUGGUAGUGGUGGAAGUUUAAUAGUCUCCCUAAUAUCUAUACGAGUAUAAAAGAGUCCUGUUACAGUGGUCGUAUGCUUAGUUUACGCGAAUACUUGAUCUUCAGUAUCAGGUAUUGAGCUGCUUUUGUUUCCGCUGGUCGUUUUGGGAGCGAAAUGAAUUUGAUAAUCGGGCUCUGUUUGGCGUUUUUGGUGGCCGAGUGCCGAGGAGAUUACGUUAAAUUCUUUGAAAAAUGUACCAAGGAAAAAAACACUUUCGACUGUUUGAAACGCCGGGCACUGGACGUUUUGGAUCGCGCUGUCAAGGAUGAUACGGUUUAUGUUGUUAACGAUUAUGUGUCUAUUGCAAAAGAUCCCGCAGUUAUUCCUGAUUCCGACGAAGAGCAAAGAUCCGCGGGUGACAACAACAAGACAGUAAGUUUGGACGAAAAACUCGAAAGAAAGUUACAUGAUUAUCUGGCUUCGAGGAGUAUCAAGCUCACUAUUCCUGGGGGAGUUAUUGAAGGACGUGGUAAGAAGAAAGAGAAAGGUGGAUACGGUGGUGCUUUACUCAUGGGAGGAAUGGCAAUGGCAGGUGUAAUGGCACAGUUGGCAUAUGCAAAAAUAGCUUUUAUCGCAGGUACAGCACUUUUGACAGCAAAAAUAGCGUUGGUACUCAGCGCAAUAAUUGGACUUAAAAAAUUAGUAUCAAGUAGCGGUGGAGGUCACGAGGUCAUUUACGCCACUGCUUCCGACCCUCAUGGUGGAUAUGGCGGAUGGUCAAGAUCCCUCGGGUCAUCGUAGAUCAAUUGAAAGACAAUCA